Naegleria lovaniensis is the source of this 1506-nucleotide messenger RNA. RefSeq lists its product as uncharacterized. Gene Ontology annotation, cellular component: plasma membrane. Bases 1 to 1506 code for a protein of 501 amino acids. The transcript is spliced from 4 exons. Lineage: Eukaryota; Heterolobosea; Eutetramitea; Acrasida; Naegleriidae. Gene Ontology annotation, biological process: protein localization to plasma membrane. The record is from RefSeq and is a predicted model, not a curated record.
AUGGGAUUACUCGAUCAAUUCAAAUCGUCGUCGUCAUCAUCCUCUCAACAAACCAUGAGCUCCUCCGAUCAGCAACAACAAUCAUUGGCUAAUUCUGAUCCAGCUUCAUCAUCGGGAGCAAAUACUUCCUCAGGAGGUAAAAAGAAGGCUUCCACUAUCAUUAUCGGAUCCAUUGGUUUGGCAAUAUUGGGAUUUGCCAUCACCAGAUAUAAAGUCUGUGCUCCGAAUGAAUAUCUCGUUCGUACUGGUUUAGGUAUCAAGAAUAUUGUGGUUUCCAAGAAGGGUGUUAUUUGGCCAGGUCAGAAAGGAACAUUUGUGAGCAUUAAUCCAAAAACAUUCACAUUCAAUUUGCAUAACAUGAGCAAGGAAAAAGUUGAAUUUAAACUUCCAGUCACUUUUACAAUUGGUCCCAUUGACUUUAUAAAGGAUUCAGAUGGAUUUGUUACCUAUUGCUCAAAAGUAACAGAAUCUUCUCAAAAAGAUAUUGAAAAUCUUAUUGCAGGUAUUGUGGAAGGAGAAACUAGAGGUUUGACUGCCAAGUUGACCAUUGAGGAAAUGUUCAACUCAAAGGAAAGAUUCAGAGAAGAGGUCGUAACAAAUAUUGAGAAGGAUUUGAACAUGUUGGGUAUGACCAUUUAUAAUGCCAACAUUAAGGAAAUGUCAGAUUAUGACGAGAGAAACAAAUAUUUCGAGUAUAGAAAACAACGAGCCAUUGAAAAGGCCAACUAUCAAGCUCAAGCUGAUGUCAGUGAGGCCCGAAGAGAUGGUGAAAUUGCUGUUGAGGCCAAUCGUCGAGACACUCGUAUCAAAAAAGCUCAAUUGGAACAAGAAGCCAAACUUGCUGAAAAUGAAAAUCUCAAGACCAUUGAAAUUUCCAACGCUCAGCUCGAAGUGAUUCGAUCUGAAAACUUUAAGAAGAGUGAAAUUGCAAAAAUUGAGGCCGAAAUGGCAGCUAAAGAACGUUCUGCUAUUUUACAACGAGAAGUCAACACUAAACUCAAGGAACAACAAAUUGAAUUCAUGAGAAGUGAAUCCUUAGCAAAAGCCAUCGUCGAAGCAGAAGCCAUUGAAAGAAAUGCUGAUGCUGUAUACUACAGCGAGAAGAAGAAAGCAGAAGCCAUUGAGCUCACACUUCAAGCUCAAGCUAAUGGUCUUCGAAUGAUUUACGAAUCGUGUGGACGUCAUCCUGCUCUCACUCAAUUCUAUCUUGCACUCAAUGCAAACUUGUAUCCAGAAUUGGCCAAACAAAGUGCUGAAGCAGUACGAGGCCUUAAUCCAAAGAUUAAUAUUUGGAACACAUCAGGUGAUUCUCAAAAGAAUAGUGACACCAUGCAACCUAUCUUGAAAAUGGUUCAAUCUUUUGCACCAUUAAUGGAAGGUUUACAAACUCAAGGAAAUGUGAAAAUUCCAGAUUGGUUACCUCAGCAUUUUAGCGAGCAACUGUCCCAGAAUUUGUCAAGUGAGAAGGUCAUUGAAAAUGCAAGUGAACCAUCCGAAACCAAAUAG